AUGCAACGUUGCGCAACGAUUUUCGAGAAACUGCAAAGAAAGCUGGACAAAUUCAAGGAUGCCAACAGUGCAAAAGGGUUUCGUGCACAUGGAAAGCUGCAAUGGGAGCGAGUAAAGUAUCCGUUCAAGGAGAGUACCAUCUUCAAACUGCGCGAUCUACUACACGAGCAAAAAGUGGAUUUGACUUUAGUCCUGGAGAGCUUACAGAUUGAUACCGCAAAUUUAUUUGUUGAUCGAUUGGAUAGUCUCGAUCAGAAAAUGGAACGGCUGACAUUGAACCUCGAUACUGUCAACACUAACAUUCAGCGAGUGCGCAGUAAACUCGAAUUAUCUGAAAAGAACGAAAAAUCACGCCAGAUGCUUCAAUGGCUCUGUUCUGUGGAUCCAUCUACAAAUCACGAAGCUGCUCAAAGUAAGCGGGAACCAGGAUCCGGGAUGUGGUUUCUUGAAGGAUCGGAGUUCAACGCUUGGAAGGUGUCCGGUUCUGUACUUUGGCUUAACGGUGAAAUCGGUCGGGGAAAAACAGUCCUCUGCUCUGCGAUAAUCGAGGACCUCAAGUCAUAUUGUCAAGUAGAAACCCCGUGUCAACUUGCAUAUUUCUACUUUUCUUUUACCGACCCCCGCACGCAGUCAGCGGUCACUUGCAUAUCCUCGCUCCUCAGGCAACUCUGUGAAAACCGAGGCAUUCCAGAGCGCUUGGAAAUACUCUACGACAAGAAAACUAAGGAAUCGCGUCACGAGGCAAGCUUUGAAGAAAUAACGUAUUUUCUUGAGUUGAUAAUCAGAGACAUUGGUUGUGUGUUCAUCGUUCUGGAUGCUCUUGACGAGUGUCUACCUGGUGUAGACGGACGAUACCGUCAGCAAAUGAUCCAAUGGGUCUACAAUAUAACCUCUUCGUGUCCCAAUGUCAGACUGUCAUUCACAAGCAGGAGCGAUAUGAGUUCCUAUGACAUCGUGGAGGUCAUUACUCGUCACCCAAAACUCGUCAAGGUCUCGAUUGAUGCUGCAAAAACCAGAGAGGACAUGCGUCUUCAUCUUUCAGAACAGUUCAGGAACCACCCUACACUAAGAAAAGCGCAAGAAAUCUCCAAGAUCAAUAUUUCGAAUGUUUUUCUUGAACGGGCGGAUGGAAUGUUUCAAUGGGUUGACUGUCAACUGGAUGAGCUUAAAAGUCUUCAAAUAGUUCGACUAAGAGAAGUUACGAUGAUUCUAAGUUCUUUGUCCUCAUCCUUAGACGAAGUUUACAUGCGAGUACUGCGUUCAAUUGAUUCACGAUUGUCGACAGAGGCAGGGAAUGCACUUCAGUGGUUGUGUCAUUCUCUUCAACCCAUGACCAUCGAGGCAUUAACCGAGGCGUCAAUCGUUAACCCAAAUCAGUCCAUUGUCGUUAAUGAUUUAGAUAGAAUGAUGCCAGAAGACCUCCUGAAGCUUUUACAAGGGCUUGUCGUCACCCGUCGCGUCCGGCAAGACAAGCAAGACGAGCAACUAGAGUUAUGUCUCUCACACAUUUCGGUUAAGGAAUUCCUUUUGCGAAGCGGUAUUCAAGAGGGUCCAUACUCAGAAUCCAGAUUCAAAGAAGAGGUGUCCCAUAGGGAUAUAGCGGCGAACUGCAUUGCUUAUAUAUACUACUACAGUUCUAGCGCCGAGAAAACCGGCACGAAAGAAGAUCUAAAUUCCUUUCCAUUGCUAUAUUACGCUUGUCGCUUUUGGUUCGAACACGUUAAACUUGCGGCCGAACAUGGAAGCACGCUGACAUCAAAGGUCAUCCAGCUACUACAAACACUAACAGUGUUGGAGGAUUGUUUGGUGGUCUACAAUCCGCACCAACCCACCACAUCACCCUUUUCAAAGAUAGUAAUUCAAAGACUUGCUUCACCGCUUGGAUGGGCCGCAGUUCUCGGCUUAGACUUAGUAGCUAAGGAGCUCCUGGAAAGUUAUGGCGGGGAGAUGGAUGAAUACCAAGAUGAAUCAGAAUCAUCAUUUCAUAAUCGGCAAAAGCUCAAAUGUGAAGAGGUAGAAAGCCUCCACAGAAUUACAGGAAAUUCGUUGAUGAAAGCGGUAUACUUCGGACACGAAAAGAUAGUGCGGCUCUUCAUUGAGAAAGGCGCAAGUGUCCAUACCAGCUGGGGAUAUCCUGACUCAGCUUUAACGUUAGCUUGUGAGUACGAACGUGAAAAUAUACUAAGAAUUUUACUUGACAACGGCGCCAAUCCCAAUGGAUACCCCGAUGAAGACACGAUUUCAAUUCCAUUGUAUAUAGCUGCUUUCGUGGGGAAUGUAGCAAUGGGAAAAUUACUUUUGGAAAGAGGAGCAGACCCCAAUGGACUACCUGUACCGGAAAUUACGCCUCUCAUGCACGCCGCAUGGCAUGGAAAUCUGGGAAUGUGCGAGUUAUUAACUGAAAGCAACGCAGAUGUGAAUCGUGUCUCUGAUGAUUGCGAGCUCCCAGACGCAUUGGCAGCUGCUGCCUCAAAGGGCAAUGUUGAUAUCGUUCAAUAUCUUCUCAGCCAUCAUGCAAUUAUCACUGAAAAUGCCCUUUAUUACUCUUUAACAGGACUUGAAGAUGGUCCGCGCGACGACCACGAAGCAAUAUGCAAGUUGUUUAUAGCAUGGGGGGCUAAUGUUAAUCCCAGUGUCGUUGAAUACGAUUUACCCCUUACUCUAGCUUUAUACAAUGGUUGGAUCGAUGUCGCGCAUUUGAUGAUUCGGAAUGGUGCCAAAAUUGAUUCACAGGACCCCAGUUGCCUCGCAGCCGGAAAUUUACUGCAAGCAGCGGUUAUAAGCGGCAGUGUCGAGCUCGUAAACCUGUUGCUUGAAAAGGGUAUUGAUGUUAAUGCUCCAACCGCCGAGGUUUCGCUGUUUAGUCACUAUGAGUUUGAGGGACCCUUCGCGACACCACUGCAGGCCGCCGCUCAUGAAGUUCGCAUAGAUGUCGUCAAACUUCUUCUUACACGAGGCGCUGAUGUGAAUGCCUUUGGCCCACCCUAUGGUAGUGCAUUGGGAGCAGUAGCUGCAGGUAUCUUUGAGAGAAGUGUAUUCAUGUCCUCUGGUCAAAGGUUGAAGCUGGUACAGAUAGGGGGUUCUAUAUCUAAGCUGCUAAUUACCAAUAAGGCUGAUAUGGAGUCCGCAGUGAGACUUUGUCCUAACCAGAGAAUCCUUGUCAUACUUAAAGAACUUUGUGGAGUGAAUAUAGCUGAAGUCGCCUGA
Molecule: messenger RNA, 3207 nt
Organism: Talaromyces proteolyticus
Lineage: Eukaryota; Fungi; Ascomycota; Eurotiomycetes; Eurotiales; Trichocomaceae
Product: ankyrin repeat-containing domain protein
Exons: 6
Coding region: 1-3207 (1068 amino acids)
Molecular function (GO): protein binding
Source: RefSeq, a predicted model, not a curated record